AAAUAUCAAAGCUAUUAAGGCCUCAUAUUACAACACAUUCUCUCUUCCCAGGCAAACCAGAAAACAAAAAAAAGAUAGAAAAUGGGUCGACCGUCAAGUUCCAAGUUUACAUUGCUUAUGUCUCUCGUGAUUGGCUGUCUCAUGGCAGCAUCAGCUAGCAACUUCUACCAAGAUUUUGACAUCACAUGGGGAGAUGGCCGUGGUAAGAUAGACAACAACGGGGACGUUCUCUCUCUCUCCCUUGACAAAGCCUCUGGCUCCGGUUUCCAAUCCAAGAAUGAAUAUCUUUUUGGCAAGAUUGAUAUGCAGCUCAAGCUUGUCCCUGGCAACUCUGCUGGCACAGUCACUGCCUACUAUCUAUCUUCCAAAGGAUCAACAUGGGAUGAGAUUGAUUUUGAGUUUCUGGGGAACCUUAGUGGGGAUCCUUACAUUCUUCAUACCAAUGUGUUCAGUCAAGGAAAGGGAAACAGAGAGCAACAGUUCCAUCUCUGGUUUGACCCAACUGCAGAUUUCCACACCUAUUCCAUCCUCUGGAAUCCCCAACGUAUCAUCUUCUCUGUGGACGGCACUGCCAUUAGAGAGUUCAAAAACAUGGAGUCACUUGGUGUCCCAUUUCCAAAGAACCAACCGAUGAGAAUUUACUCCAGCUUGUGGAAUGCCGACGAUUGGGCUACAAGGGGUGGUCUGGUAAAGACAGAUUGGACUCAAGCUCCAUUUACUGCUUCUUACAGAAACUUCAAUGCCAAUGCCUGUGUUUGGUCUAAUGGAGCAUCUUCCUGCAAAUCAAAUUCUCCAUCUUCUGCCUCAACCAACAAUGCGUGGUUCUCUCAGGAGCUGGAUUCCUCUAGUCAGCAAAGGCUACAAUGGGUCCAGAAGAACUACAUGAUCUACAACUACUGCACCGACGCCAAGAGAUUUCCCCAAGGUCUACCUCCAGAAUGCAACAUGUCUUAGAGGCAACAUUAGCCAGCUAUUAAUUAGAUCAAUAUUCUUUCAAUUCUUUUUCUUCUUCAAGCCAAGUCAUGAUUCUUUUGUUCUUUGAGAAAUCUCCCUAUUUUGUAUGUAAUACGUUAUCAUAUGAUAUGCAACAACAGGAGAUUACUUCCUCCCUCAAAA
This is a messenger RNA of Theobroma umbraticum, 1116 nucleotides long. Its product is annotated as putative xyloglucan endotransglucosylase/hydrolase protein 23. Gene Ontology annotation, molecular function: xyloglucan:xyloglucosyl transferase activity; hydrolase activity, hydrolyzing O-glycosyl compounds. The record is from RefSeq and is a predicted model, not a curated record. Gene Ontology annotation, biological process: xyloglucan metabolic process; cell wall biogenesis. Gene Ontology annotation, cellular component: apoplast; cell wall. NCBI's taxonomy places the organism in Eukaryota, Viridiplantae, Streptophyta, Magnoliopsida, Malvales, Malvaceae.